Racocetra persica is the source of this 258-nucleotide messenger RNA. The record is from the annotation of a GenBank genome assembly. NCBI's taxonomy places the organism in Eukaryota, Fungi, Glomeromycota, Glomeromycetes, Diversisporales, Gigasporaceae.
AUGACCAAUCAGACAUAUGAUCAUACUAGUCCAAAUAAUAGUAAAGUUACAGCUUUACAAGAUAUUUCGAGUGCUUCCAAAGAAGAAUAUUCUGAUCAAGUAGAAUUAUUGUCAACAUAUGAAAAAAAAAAAAAAUAUGCUGAGGGGAAAAAAUAUGAUAAAUGUGCUACAAGUUGGUUAAGAGGACAUCCACAUAAAAUGAAAGUUCAUUUAGCUAGAAACUGUGAUAAUGCACCUGAAAACAUAAAAAUCAAAUAG